Oncorhynchus mykiss (rainbow trout) is the source of this 1004-nucleotide messenger RNA. The record is from RefSeq and is a predicted model, not a curated record. NCBI's taxonomy places the organism in Eukaryota, Metazoa, Chordata, Actinopteri, Salmoniformes, Salmonidae.
UCAGUGAGCAGGAGUCACAAAUAGCGGCUGUGUUUUUCUUUUUCUUUUCUUUUCCAUUUGAGGGUUAAAUGCUAGAGCAACCGCAAACGUGUGGAAUUGAGGUUUACUCGGUCAUCAUGGAGGAGGACGGGGGAAGCCCUCUCUUCAAGUACCCAGUAUCUGACUUCCUGUUGACAGUCGGUGGUCUGGUGUUCUUUCUCCUGGACGUUGGGACUGGACGCGUGGGCGGUGGUGUCUUUUUAUCAGGAAGAGGACUAUGUGUUCAUGGGACUGCUGGUGUUCCUACUCCUAGGUUCCUCAGCCCUGGUCCAGGCUUUCAGCUGGCUGUGGUACCACUAUGACAAGGACGGGACUGAGACCAGGACUGAGAGCCUUGUGAAGAACCUCUGCUCUCUCAGGAUCCUACAUCUUUCCCAGAUGGGAGUCUACCUCAGAUAUGCUGGUGUGGUGAGGAUCUCGAUAUGUGGCUUCUGCUGUGGAAAGCGUUACAUGGACGGCGAUGCUGUGUAUCUGACCCAUGAUCUAAGCCUGCUGCGCCUCAUCGAGGCUUUCUCUGAGAGCACCCCACAGCUUGUCCUCAUGAUCACUAUCAUUGUCCAGAGGGGAGAGGUUGAGCCCAUCACAAGUACAUACAUGUAUAGACAGAGACUGCGUCCCAAAUGACACCCUAUUCCCUAUAUCAUACACAACGUUGACCAGAGUCCUAUGUGCCCUCGUCAAAAGUAGUGCAAAAAAUAGGGAGCCAAAUGUGACAGUCCUAGAGGUAUGGCACAUUGUGGCUGGUAUUGCCCUGUAACUAGGCUUCAGAGUUUUCUCCUGACCCUACAUAAUCUAAGAGUACAGACUCCAAACAUUAUGAUACAUUUUUAUAAUUUCAUCCAUUGUCAGUUAGUUGAUCAGUCUGUUAUUUAACAUCCUGUGUUGAUGUUCUCUCUCCCUCAGUCUUGAAGGCACUUGGUUCAGCAUCUGCCAUCGCCGUCAGUGUGACCAUGUACCACCGUUCC